AUUGAUUGGUGGGUUAAAGUUGGAUAAUGGAUGCGAAUUGAGGUCAAUUGGGGGCAACCAUCCAUUAUUAUCAGAGUCUUUAGAGGCAAGCUGAAAGUAUUCCUACCAUGAAGUCGCAUGUCGCGGUGCUGUCCAGUCUUUGCUUGGGCAGUCUCAUUCCUCUCUUCGAAUUCUCUAAACGCCUUGUCCUCCACCAUGGCCUCCAGAUCAGCUUCCUCAUCACCACCACCACCACCGAUGACUCCUCGCCAUCAGCCGCGACCAGCCAACUCCUCCAGCCUUCAAACCUCCCUCCCGAUCUCCACCUCAUCCGCCUUCCUCCCGUUGAUGUCGAUAAAGUAACCAACAGUAAGAUGCAACUCUUAACCCGCAUCUGUACCAUCACAGAAGAGAGCCUCCUGUCCUUAAAAUCGGUCUUGAUGGAUAUAGGCAUCCCGAAAGCUCUUAUAGUGGAUCCUGUCACCACACAGGCUUUCGAUGUUUGCAGUGAACUCUCAAUUCCCGCGUACUUAUUCAAUACUAGCCCUUUUUCUUUCUUUGCCUUCUCCCUGUAUUUUGUGGACCUUGAUCCUACAGUUGAGGGUGAUUUGGCUGAUCUUCCUGAACCGAUUCAGAUCCCCGGUUGCAGUCCUGUACGAAUAGAAGACCUGCUAGAUGAAGUGCGUAUCAGGUAAUUAAAAAGGACUCAAGUAGAAAGAUCAUGUAGAGACGCAUGCUUGUUUAUUUCAUUUUCCUUUUCAUUCUUUCUUCUGGCACAGUUAAAUAAUGUUGGUCCAUCUCAAAAUCCGAAUCAAAAUUCCAAUUUUGUAACUUUGAUGACUGUCUAAUUAACCUGAUCACAACUACCUAUUUCAUUAAUCAAGUUACUGCUAGCUU
Messenger RNA from Rubroshorea leprosula, 876 nucleotides. Lineage: Eukaryota; Viridiplantae; Streptophyta; Magnoliopsida; Malvales; Dipterocarpaceae. The record is from the annotation of a GenBank genome assembly.